Molecule: messenger RNA, 644 nt
Organism: Hippoglossus stenolepis (Pacific halibut)
Lineage: Eukaryota; Metazoa; Chordata; Actinopteri; Pleuronectiformes; Pleuronectidae
Gene: dnaaf19
Product: coiled-coil domain containing 103
Exons: 3
Coding region: 117-371 (84 amino acids)
Biological process (GO): determination of left/right symmetry; epithelial cilium movement involved in extracellular fluid movement; inner dynein arm assembly
Cellular component (GO): outer dynein arm
Source: RefSeq, a predicted model, not a curated record
GCGUAAAUACGGAGAUUAUUCCUCCGAGAGCAGCUCUCCAAAUCUGCUACCUUGUCAUGCAUGCUUGCGUCUUUCAUCUUGAAGCAGGCUUUCAUCUUGAAGCAGGCUGAUUCCAGAUGAUGGCUACGUCAGAGCGUGAUGUCAUCGACUUCUCUGCGUUGGAGCUAGAGCUGCAGGCGGCGGUUGAGUCUGAGCGGAGAUACCAGCGAGAGAACGAGGCUAAACUGAGGGCUGUCAGCCAGAGAGUUGCCUCCUACCAGGAGUUCAGAGACCUGGUCCUGACCUGUCACCUGAAACCUCUGGAGAAGAAAGACAAAGAAGGAGCUCCACGGAAACAGCCCUGGAACCCUGUUGCCCCGAGCAACAACUAAUGUCGUCAAAGAAACGAGGAACACAUUAACCUGCUUGAAUUUUUUUUUAUGUAUUCUUGUUGCUUUUCACGAUUCCCCAGAUUAUUAAAACUUUUAAGUUGUUUUCAUGGUGCAGGUGCAGAUGGUUCAUGGUUGCAAUUCAACCCUCAGCGUUUGUGGAGAUACAUAGUUUUCAUUGAACAGGAAGUGCUGUGAGACUUGACUUGACCUCACACAUAAAAAGUGGAACACGUAUGAAAUGAAAAUGUGACUUGAAUAAAAGUAUUAAACCAG